AUUUUCACCUUUGAAUCUUAGAAUUUAAAUUUUGCUUUUGAAGAGGGCCUUAAAUCCGUGACGGCUUUGUUUUUGAUGAAAUUGGAGUACGAUGGCGGGAUAUUCAACGAAAGGCGCUCCUACUAAUGGAUCAGUCUACGUUUCAAAUCUUCCAUUAGGAACUGAUGAGAAUAUGUUGGCUGAGUAUUUUGGGACCAUUGGGUUGCUUAAGAGAGACAAACGAACUGGUACUCCCAAGGUAUGGCUGUACCGGGAUAAAGAGACUGAUGAGCCCAAGGGAGAUGCUACUGUUACCUAUGAGGAUCCCCAUGCUGCUUUGGCUGCUGUUGAAUGGUUCAAUAAUAAAGAUUUUCAUGGAAACACUAUUGGAGUUUUUAUGGCUGAGUCGAAGAAUAAAAAUGCUGGUGAUGCAGUUGAGUUUGUUGAAUUCAAUGGAGGUCCUCAGGAAACAAAUGAAGGUGCUGGAAGGGGUAGAGUUCAGGCUGAUCCGUCGGCAAAGCCAUGGCAGCAAGAUGGUGACUGGAUGUGCCCAAAUACAAGUUGUACAAAUGUGAAUUUUGCAUUCCGUGGGGUUUGUAACCGCUGUGGAACUGCUAGACCAGCUGGUGCAUCUGGUGGCAGCAUGGGUGCUGGUGGUCGUGGAAGGGGUCGAGGUGGAGGGGCUGAUGGUGGGGCACCGGGGAAGCAGCCCAGUGGUGCUCCUACUGGUCUCUUUGGUCCAAAUGAUUGGGCUUGUCCAAUGUGUGGCAAUGUCAACUGGGCUAAGCGUUUAAAAUGUAAUAUCUGCAACACCAAUAAACCUGGUCAGAAUGAAGGUGGUGUGAGGGGAGGUCGUGGUGGUGGUUACAAGGAAUUGGAUGAACAAGAAUUAGAGGAAACAAAGAGACGUAGGCGUGAGGCUGAAGAAGAUGAUGGUGAAAUGUAUGAUGAGUUUGGGAAUCUAAAGAAGAAGUACCGUGUUAAAACAAGCCAAGCUGACACCAGACCUGCUGUUGCUGCUGGUCGUGCUGGGUGGGAAGUCGAGGAACUAGGUAUUGGUAAAGAUGGAAGAGAGAGAAGCAGGGACAGGCAAAGAGACCGUGGUAGAGAUCAUCACUACGAUAAGGAUAGACGCAGAAGCAGAAGCAGAAGCCGAGAGAGGGAAAGAGGCAAGGAGCGGGACUAUGACUAUGACCAUGAUCGGGACAGAGACAGAGACUAUGGUCGCGAACGUGGAAGCAGGUAUCGUAACUGAGAGAUUGCUCAUAAGUGUUAGGGUUUAGUUUCUCAUCUGUUUUAUCGACUUCUGCAACGGCAUUACAAUGUCUUGGCCUUUUGUUUACUUAUUGUGUGAAGUGAAAGUCUUUUUGGUACUUCAAUCAAUGGCUAUUGUUUUU
Arabidopsis arenosa is the source of this 1376-nucleotide messenger RNA. The record is from the annotation of a GenBank genome assembly. Lineage: Eukaryota; Viridiplantae; Streptophyta; Magnoliopsida; Brassicales; Brassicaceae.